This is a messenger RNA of Blastomyces gilchristii SLH14081, 1485 nucleotides long. RefSeq names its product D-isomer specific 2-hydroxyacid dehydrogenase. Gene Ontology annotation, molecular function: NAD binding. The record is from RefSeq and is a predicted model, not a curated record. NCBI's taxonomy places the organism in Eukaryota, Fungi, Ascomycota, Eurotiomycetes, Onygenales, Ajellomycetaceae. The coding region runs from base 191 to 871 and encodes 226 amino acids. The transcript has 2 exons.
AAGUCGCCAAAGCCCUGCAGUAUGCCGGCUUAGGCCAAAUUCUUCGACCUGAUUCCUGGGCUCUAGUGCGGCUAGGAUGGACGAUGAUACCAGACCGUUCAAUGCCUGAUAAACCAUUCACCCCAAACCCCGCCUCUUACUCUUCGCAUCGGUCGCGCGAUCUGCUUUAAGAUACCAGUAAAAGUGAUCAAUGUCAAACGGAACCAUGCCAGCAAGUAGCCCGCUCAACCUCGCCAUCCUCGAUGACUACCAAAACAUCGCUACCGCCAAAUUCUCCCACCUGAAACUCCAUCUCACAUCCAUAACCUCGUUCCCAGAGACCCUGCACCCAAGCCACAAUGAUGGCGACAAAGCAGCUCUCAUCAGCCGGCUAAAACCAUAUCACAUAAUCUCCACAAUGCUCGAACGGACUCCGUUCUCUGCAGAGGCAUGUGCGGAGCGGGGCAGCCUGGUUACGGGGACUAUAGGUCUCGGAGCCCGUUCGCAAAAGCUAGACUCUUUACCACAUACCGGCUCAACGACGGAACAUACCUGGGCAUUGAUCCUGGGCAUGGCGCGGAAUAUCGCGCGGGAUGAUGUGGUGGUGAAGAGCGGCGGGUGGCAGGGGAGUUUUGCGGCGGGGUUGGAGAGGAAGACGCUCGGGAUCUUGGGGCUCGGGUCGCUCGGGUCGCUCGGGACGGCGACUGAAAAGAUCGGAGCAUUGGCGUUCGGCAUGCGGGUCGUCGCGUGGUCGAGUAAUCUCACGCAGGACAUGGCGGAUGAGAAGGCUGCGGCAUUGGGUUUACCGGCAGGCGCCUUUGAGGUUGUCUCGAGUAAGCUGGAGUUGUUUAGGGAGGCGGAUGUUCUGAGUGUGCAUUACAUGCUAUCAUAAACGGGAGGAGGAGUUGGGUGUUAUGAGCCCACGGCGCUCUUGGUAAAUACGUCACGCGGUCCGUUGAUUGGGGGGAAAGCGCUGCUGAAGACGUUGAAGGAGGGGAAGAUAAGGGGUGCUGCACUGGACGUUUUCGAUAUGGAACCCUUGCCUGGUGACAGCGCGUGGAGAACAACGAGACGGGGAGUGGAGGGCCGCAGCGAGGGUUUGCUCCCACAGCAUAUGGGAUAUGUCGAAGAAGGGAUUAUGCAUCGAUGGUAUGAGGAACAAGCGGAGAAUUUGGUUAAAUGGAAAUGAGGUGGAGGAUAAAUUAGUAUGAUCCAUUUUGCUGGCUUGAAAGAGGAGCACUUAUAUGUAUGGACACUGUGUUUAUGUACUGUACAUGUACAUGUACAUGUGGGCGAAGUUCCCCAGUAUCUCUUUCAACAUCCACCCCAAAGUUAGAAUGUCUGUCUGAUUGACUGGUUAUUGUAAUUGGCCAGCUAAUAUUCAUAGCAAUAUGAUGCCUGUGGGGACAGCUGAUCUUGCCCGGUGUCCUAGAAGAAGAGGGCCAGGAGCCGUAAAUGGACCGCUUUUGACUCAAAUAUCAACUUCCAAUCGGCAUGGACUGAUUA